Messenger RNA from Pogonomyrmex barbatus (red harvester ant), 1571 nucleotides. RefSeq names its product WRN RecQ like helicase (gene WRNexo). Gene Ontology annotation, molecular function: 3'-5' exonuclease activity; nucleic acid binding. Gene Ontology annotation, biological process: nucleobase-containing compound metabolic process. Lineage: Eukaryota; Metazoa; Arthropoda; Insecta; Hymenoptera; Formicidae. The record is from RefSeq and is a predicted model, not a curated record.
UCUCUAUUCUCCUUUUUUCUCCCUUCCUUCAUUCAUUGACGUAGUUCAGGGGCCCUAUUCUUGAAAUCGUAUCGCAUACGAAAAUUUUAUAAUAUAUGUCACAUAUACACUAUAGGAUUUUCGUGCGCGUAUGUUUCAGGAAUGGAGCCCCAGGGCGUCAGCUGUUCUCCAGGCGAAAAAUUGGCGGGAAAUCGACGAACGAAACCACGAUACAUUAUGGCACCGUCGAAGUUCCACUGGCAGGACGAAGUAUACGUCCGCAAACAAUUUCGGACAAAGUGACUAAUAUUUUUCAUAUUCGUUCGGCUGUCUCCGCCUUCUCUCCACCAUCGUGAUGACGACGUCGCGUGUCGCCGUUCAGCUCGGCAAAGAGGAGGUGUCCGCAUCUUCUGCAAAAUUGCGUCACUCUCCAAGAAACUUGCCGCAACAUCUGAAGGAGAAGUUGGAACAACCAAGACCUGAAAGAGAACCUGAUAUAAAAACUUUGCCUUCAAUUAUCUUCAACGGUCGUAUUCAAUAUGUGGAUGACUUCUUUAAAUGCGCUCAGAUCUGUGAUGAUCUCAUACAAGCAGUGAAGCACAAUCAGAAAGAAUUUGUGCCAGUAGGUUUUGAUUUAGAGUGGCCUUUCAACUUCCAAACUGGCAGUGGAAAAACAGCGUUGGUGCAGAUCUGUCUGGAAGACAGUGUGUGUUAUCUUUUAUAUAUUUAUUCAUUGAAGAAGCUUCCGGCAGCAUUCGUGGAACUCCUGUGUCACUCAAAAGUUAAACUUGUUGGAGUCAAUGUUAAGAACGACGUGUGGAAACUCGGGAGAGAUUUUAAAGAGUUCCCUGCUCAGAAAGUGGUAGAGAAUAAUUGUCUCGAUUGCGGAACGUACGCCAAUAAAGUAUUAAAGCGAUCUUGCCGUUGGAGUUUGGAAAGAUUGACUGCUUACUUGUUGAGGAAGAAAAUCAGCAAAGAUCCCGAAGUUCGAAUGAGUAAAUGGCAUAUACAACCCCUCAGUAACGCCCAGAAGAAUUACGCUGCCACGGAUGCUUAUGUAUGUGUAAUUUGUCACAAAUAUGCUGUGAUGUUAAGGCUCGGAGUUUUUUCGCCACAACUAUAUUGUUUAUAUGAUGAUGAUCGUAGGCGAGAAAUGACAUGUAAUAAAUUAAUUGCUAUGUACAGCUAUUUUUUAAUUUUCUCUUAAAAAUUUAAUAAUUUCCUGAUCCUGAAACUUGUAAAAUGUGCGAGAAAUUAAGACAAUCCAAUCUGUCACGUACAAAUGUAAAAUAAUUAAUAAUAAAAUAAUUCUUGAAAUAAAUAAUCAGUUUUUAGUCAUGCUCAUGCGAUUGAGGAAUGAACCAUUAUUUUAGGAAUUAUUUUACAUUUCUACGUGAAAAAUCGGAUGUCUCAAUUUUUCGCACAUUUUACAAGUUUCAGGAUCAUAAAAUUAUUAUGUUUUUAAGAGAAAAUUAAAAACUAAAACUGUAGCAAUUAAUUUAUUGAAUAUUAUUUCUCACUUAUGAUGUUAUAAAAUCGAUAUAGAUAUCGAGAGAAUUGAGUCUUAUCCUAAUAAAAUCAUGAAAUAUCAA